GCACAGUGCAUGCCAGCAUUGAAGAUCCCACUUUUCAAAAUGAAGGACGUGAUACUGAUCCUGUGCCUCCUGAAAAUGAGUUCUGCAGUGCCGGCGUUUCCUCAGCAACCUGGGAUACCAGGCAUGGCUAGCUUGAGCCUUGAGACAAUGAGACAGUUGGGAAGUCUGCAGGGAUUAAACCUGCUUUCUCAGUAUUCGAGAUUUGGCUUUGGGAAAUCAUUUAAUUCUUUGUGGAUGAAUGGUCUUCUCCCACCACAUUCCUCUCUCCCAUGGAUGAGACCAAGGGAACAUGAAACUCAACAGCCAUCCCUGCAGCCUCAACAGCCAGGACAGAAACCUUUCCUCCAGCCUACCGUUGUCACCUCCAUGCAGAACGCAGUCCAGAAGGGCGUACCUCAGCCUCCGAUUUACCAGGGACAUCCGCCCUUGCAGCAAGCAGAGGGGCCGAUGGUUGAACAGCAGGUGGCGCCAUCAGAAAAGCCACCAACGACCGAGCUGCCAGGAAUGGAUUUCGCUGAUCUACAAGAUCCACCGAUGUUUCCAAUAGCCCAUUUGAUAUCUCGGGGACCAAUGCCACAAAAUAAACCAUCUCCACUUUACCCAGGAAUAUUUUAUGUGACCUAUGGAGCAAAUCAACUGGGAGGAAGAGGAGGCCCCGUGGCCUAUGGAGCCAUAUUCCCAGGAUUUGGAGGCAUGAGGCCCAGCCUUGGAGGGAUGCCCCAGAACCCAGACAUGGCUGGGGACUUUACUCUGGAGUUUGACUCCCCAGUCGCUGCAACCAAAGGCCCAGAGAAGGGAGAAGGAGGUGCACAAGACUCCCCUGUGCCGGAGGCCCACCUAGCUGAUCCAGAAAGCCCAGCUCUCCUUUCAGAGCUAGCACCUGGUGCCCUCGGAGGGCUUCUUGCUAAUCCUGAGGGCAAUAUUCCCAACCUGGCAAGGGGCCCUGCAGGGCGCAGCAGGGGAUUCCUUAGGGGAGUCACCCCAGCAGCUGCCGACCCACUGAUGACCCCUGGAUUAGCUGAGGUUUAUGAGACCUAUGGUGCUGAUGAGACCACAACUCUGGGUCUCCAGGAAGAAACGACCAUGGACUCCACAGCGACCCCUGACACUCAGCACACAUUGAUGCCAAGAAACAAGGCCCAGCAGCCCCAAAUCAAGCAUGAUGCGUGGCGUUUCCAAGAGCCCUGA
Molecule: messenger RNA, 1188 nt
Organism: Budorcas taxicolor (takin)
Lineage: Eukaryota; Metazoa; Chordata; Mammalia; Artiodactyla; Bovidae
Gene: AMBN
Product: ameloblastin
Exons: 10
Coding region: 10-1188 (392 amino acids)
Biological process (GO): odontogenesis of dentin-containing tooth
Molecular function (GO): structural constituent of tooth enamel
Source: RefSeq, a predicted model, not a curated record